AUGCCUUCCGUGCAGGUGCAUUUGCCCAGUGGGAGGAGCUGUUCCGUGGAGCAGUCGAGCAUCCGGCAACUGAAGGCUGAGGUGCAGCAGCACUUCCAGCGCCGCUUCCUUCGGUUCGCCUUCAAAGGGCGGCUGCUGGAUCCAUCAGCUUCCUUGAGCGAAGUUGGUGUGCGAGAUGGGGACAGCAUUGAUGCAAUCUCGCAGUCCCUAAGGCUGGCGUCCACGGAUGUUGGAGUCGCACUGUAUGUUGAAGGAGGCAUGAUGCUUACCUGGGGCCGCGGCGGGGUGCGAGAGCAGUGGGUACGAGCCCAGCGGAUCCAAGCAACUGAUUAUGCUUUUGCUGCCAUCCUGGACGAUGGCCGUGUGAUAACUUGGGGCGAUCCUACCGAUGGCGGUGACAGCAGCCAGGUGCGAGAGCAGCUGGUGCGAGUCCGGCAGAUCCAAGCAACUUUCAGAGCUUUUGCUGCCAUUCUAGACGACGGCUCUGUGGUGACUUGGGGUGCAAGAGCACUUGGUGCGGGUUCAGCACGUCCAAGCAACUCGCUUGGGUGGCUUUGCUGCCAUACGUGUCGACGGCUCUGUGGUGACUUGGGGCGAUCGUAG
Effrenium voratum is the source of this 603-nucleotide messenger RNA. The record is from the annotation of a GenBank genome assembly. Lineage: Eukaryota; Dinophyceae; Suessiales; Symbiodiniaceae.